Messenger RNA from Prorocentrum cordatum, 891 nucleotides. Lineage: Eukaryota; Dinophyceae; Prorocentrales; Prorocentraceae. The record is from the annotation of a GenBank genome assembly.
AGGCGGGCCCUGGUCCCCGCUGCGGCGCGGAGCGUCCGCGCUGGCGCCGCGGUGUGGCGGUGGCCGCGCUCGCACUCGGGCUGGCCCGGCAUGCGCAGCGCGGCAGGGGCAGGCGCAGGCGCUGCAGAGGUGCCCCGACGCGCAUGUGGGCCGCCAAAUACCAGUCGCCCAACGACAUAGCCGAGGAGAAGGUGAGGAAGAAAUCGCUGGACGACGAGGUGCAGUCGGCCGUGGAGGCCGCGUCGCCGGUGCCGCAGACGUUCGACCAGGCGUGCGCCUGGGCCUCCGCGGCGGCCCUGAACGCGGUGUCGAAGGGCAAGAUGUUACAGACAAUGUAUUUCAACGCCGGUGGAAGCGAUGACGCUGACAUUCAAGGUGACCUUGGGAAUGUGCUUGAUUUCGCUGAGACCUUCAGCAAGAUGCUGUGCCAGGCCGCACCCCUGGAGGAGGGCAUCGUCCGGGUGGUGCUUCCCGAUCUCGGCGCAGCGGCGAUGGUGAAGCAGAAGUGGGAGACCAACAGCGACGCGGGCGAGCUGCCCGAGAACAUGCACGGGCUGGCGGAUUGACUAUUUGCCUCCAAUGAGUUCCAGCUCCUCGAGUGAGGGCUCCUCGAAGUAUGUCGAGCUCAUGGACGCCGAGAUGUUGGUCAUCCUCGCGCCUAAACAGAGCGAGUGCGGCAGUAUCCUCAAGCUGAUCGAUGGCAUGAACAAGGUGGGCAAGGAUAUCACAAUGCGCCUUUCGGCAAGCCCUGCCCAUGUGCGGUGUGGCAGGCGCGGCCGCAGAGUCGCACCCCUCCGCGCAUGUAUUCAGCCCACGCUCACGCAGGCAUUCGACACCAGGUCGUACCUGCGCGCGGAUGUCCGUGCCUCCCCACAUGAUGCCCGCAGCACU